UUUCCAAGCACUCCAUCAUUCGGUCUAACAUUUGUCUCCUUGUUGCUUCCAGCAAAAAUGCCGGACGUUGUGUUUUACUAUGACAUUGUGUGCCCGUACGCGUACAUGGCCUCGCAGCUCAUCGAGGCGGCCGCGGAGCGCUGUCGGAACGGCUCGCGGGUUGUCUUCCGCCCGGUGCUCCUCGGAGCGCUUUACAAGGCCACCAGCGCGCCUCAGGGCAAGGAUGGCUCUGCGUCCGACGUCAUGCCGGCCAGCAAGAAGGCCAUUGCUGCGGCCGAUCUCGCGCUGCUGGCCGUGCGAUACAACAUCCCGCUUCGCUUCAAUCCGAUGCAUCCCGUGCGAUCCCUCAACGCAAUGCGUCUGCUCGCGGGCACCAAGAACGACGCCCAUCGUCGUGCAUUGACACAUGCAUUAUAUCGGGCGUACUGGGUCGAUGAGCAGGAUAUUUCGUCCGAGGCGACGUUGCAGCGGAUUGCACAAGCCAGCCUUGGCGCAGAGACGCCCAAUGUGCAAGAAAGAAUCGGAGCGCCCGAAUCAAAAGCGGCGCUCGAGCGAAACACGGACGAAGCGCUCUCUCGAGGUGCAUUCGGUGUUCCUAGCUUCUGGGUCAACGAUCGCUUGUUCUGGGGCGCAGACCGCUUGACAUUUGUUGAACGCGCCCUCGGCAAUGCCAACGCCCAUCCGUUGCGUUUGCGACUGCCAUCGCCAAGCUCGCCCAAGCGUGUAACCCUGACGGUGUUCCACGACUUUUCCAGCCCGUGGUCGUAUUUGGGCUCGCGUGUCCUUGAUCGAACGCUUGCUCAGCCGACAGUUACCGGGUUGGGAGUGCAGAUUGUGGUGGACUGGGUUCCGAUUCUGCUGGGUGCCCUGUUCAAGGAAAUUGGGACGCCGAACGUCCCAGCUCUGGCCAUGUCUGAAGCCAAGCGCAACUAUUACUCUGCAGAUCUGCAAGACUGGCUGCAGUACCGGAAUGCUUCGCUGGGUGGGGAGGAAGUGGCCUUUGCAUUCCCUUCAGCCUUUCCCCUCCGGACGGUCGUGCCAUGUCGUGUCGCAAUUGCCGCAGGCAAAGCCAAUGCAGCUGCUGUGACCCGUGCCAUCUACCUGGCGGCCUGGACGCAGGACAAGGAUGUUGGCUCUGCGGAUGUUCUCAAGCAAGUGUUGGACGAGGCUGGGUUUGACGGCGCAGCGCUCAUUCUGGCUGCAAACGACGAAUCUGUCAAGCAGCAACUCAAGGACAACACGUCCAGGGCUGUGGCAGCCGGUGCUUGUGGAGUGCCCAGUUACCAAGUCGACACUGGCACUGGUCCGCAGCAGUUGCUCUGGGGACAGGAUCAUCUGAACAUUGUUGCCGACCAAAUUUGCGGCUGGUCGGUCGAUCAGCCCCACGCACCUGUGAGCAAGCUCUGAGCUUUGGGAGUUUGCUUUUUUGAAAAGCCUGGGCAUCGCUGAUUAGCUGGAAAGCUUGAUUUUUUGUGAAUAAGACAGACAAUACAAACAAAACCAAAAAAAAAAAAAAUGAAACAAAG
Molecule: messenger RNA, 1526 nt
Organism: Capsaspora owczarzaki ATCC 30864
Lineage: Eukaryota; Filasterea; Ministeriida; Capsasporidae
Product: DSBA oxidoreductase
Exons: 3
Coding region: 58-1407 (449 amino acids)
Biological process (GO): glutathione metabolic process; naphthalene catabolic process
Cellular component (GO): peroxisome; mitochondrion
Molecular function (GO): 2-hydroxychromene-2-carboxylate isomerase activity; glutathione peroxidase activity; glutathione transferase activity
Source: RefSeq, a predicted model, not a curated record